AUGGAGCAGAUCAUGCAGAUGCAGGACGAUAUCCAUAAGCUCAAGAAGCUCAUGGACUCGGUGUUUGAGAGAAUUGAAAACCAGUCGGACCAGAAUCCGUAUGACACGGUAGAUGCCUAUACGGACAAGGACCGAAUUGUCGAGAUGCUCAAUCGUCUGAGCUCCAGGAUGGCAGACGCGGACAUGUCCAAUCUCACUGCGACGCCGACGAAAGAUGCUACUGCUGAAGAUAUUGCAGAGCUCAAACAAAACAUCAAUCGCAUCGAGGCCGAGCGUCAGAAUAUCAAUCGCCGUGCCGGUGCAUCGCUCAAAGGGGUCUUGUGA
Molecule: messenger RNA, 324 nt
Organism: Peronospora matthiolae
Lineage: Eukaryota; Oomycota; Peronosporomycetes; Peronosporales; Peronosporaceae
Source: the annotation of a GenBank genome assembly